Molecule: messenger RNA, 11803 nt
Organism: Phlebotomus argentipes
Lineage: Eukaryota; Metazoa; Arthropoda; Insecta; Diptera; Psychodidae
Gene: Ten-m
Product: teneurin-m
Exons: 18
Coding region: 1-8859 (2952 amino acids)
Biological process (GO): motor neuron axon guidance
Source: RefSeq, a predicted model, not a curated record
AUGACUCUCCAGUCGGAGGAGAGCCCCGGCAGCCCUGAGGCUGAUCGUGUGUCAGUCACACAUUCGGUGGCAAAUGAGACACUUUUAAAUGACGCCAAGCGUAAGAUCAAUGAAUUUCCAUGGACGAAAGUGCGCUCUCAGCCCACCCACAGUGUAAAGAUUCUUCUCGGUCCGAGGAGGAGAGCAAUUGCGAAUGGAUAUUGUGUGCAGGCAAGUGUCAGACGUUCAGAAAUCGCUUCCGGGCGACAGUGUAUUUUUAUCCCUCUCGUACGAUGUGACACAUCAAUGAAUACUUCGCCCAGUGCAUGUGCCGGGCGCUUAAUUGCCUCCUCUCGAGGGGCGUCUGUCUCGCCAAGAAUUAUGAUCCCCCAGAGUCGCCCACUCACGCGCCAAUUUGAAUGGACGUCUGAUUUAUUCGUCGGGCGAGUCAAUAUUCCCGGGAAAAAUGGCCAGCUUCCGAGUGCUGUGGGGAAAGGGCUGUCUGAUGAGAGAGGCUGUCUCCUGGACGGAGUUCCGCCUUCGGCGCCACCUGAUGUUCCGCCGCGAAACCCCACAAUGAACCGGAUGAAUGGUCGAGUGACUGGCAACCCCUCCGAGCUGGGAGUUGAGUUCGAGCCAUCCUGCCUGGUGAGGACGCCAUCGGGCAAUGUGUACAUUCCGAGUGGAAACAUAAAUAUUAACAAAGGUUCACCGAUAGACUACAAGAGUGGUUCGGGCUGUUCGACGCCCACGAAGGACACACUGAAGAGCUACGACAGAAACUGCAUGGGGCCUGUUUUGCCGCCCAGGAGCGCCAUGUGCGGGCCCCCAUCGCAUCACUAUGCGGCCCCAAUGAGCUUCCGCAAGGGGUUCGCCAGCAAGUGCUCGUGGAAAUGCACCACGAUCAUCCUGGCCGUCGUCUGCGUCGGCCUGCUAUCCACCCUCAUCGUUCUCACAGCAGCCUCAAACGUGUUCAGUUGGUCAUAUCAGAGUUGUCAACAGUGCACGGUGGUUGUGGAUGAGAAUCCUGAGAUCAGCGCCGCCAAGAGCAUCGUUUCGGACACGAAUCGAUCGAGUGCGACGCGCACCAAGCCAAAUCCCGUCAUGACGCCCAGCAAUGACGCCGCCAGUUCGGCAUCCACGGCGAUCACGGCGGCGGGAUCGAAUGGAGGUAAUGUCCUGAGACGCUCAAAGCGCAUCCGUCGCGAUUUGCAUGUCUCUUCUGUUGCGCCUUUUGGUGUUUCUGUUGGUGAUGGGGUAGAAGUAGUGUCUAUGCAUGACGAAAGCACUGGCGAAAGCACUGAAGCAACAACGGGGUGGGAUUAUCGCGACGAAGAGGGCACAACAACUGAAGAAGUGGUGCAGAACGAUGAUCCUUUGCGCUAUGAUCCUCAGCCUGAGGUUCACAUCAGUCUGAUUGGCGACAAGGCGGAAUCUGAGGAGGAAAGUGGAAGGAUGAUUUACCACGAGGAAGAGGAUGUCGUCAUUCAUACUCUCACGACGGAUGGAAAGCUGGCGUCUGAUUCAACUCCAGUCUAUGAAACUAUUGAUUCCACGACUCAGAACACGUCGAAACUCCUUCACGGAUCUCAAAGGAUUCUCGUGAAUGUGUCAAUUGGAACAGAUUCAGGGAGUGGAACGCAAAAUCAUGCAAUUUACAUGCUUCAUGUGUCAGUUCCUGCCGGCACGGAUUUCUCCAACGAUUCCCCUUCCGAUCAUCCGCCCGAGAAGGACGAAGAGUGCGAAGACAAUGAAGACGAAGCGUGUCCACCUAAGUUUCCUCCUGCGCCUCCUUGUCCUUGUCAAUGUUCUGAGUCAGCGAGCGCUCGCACUUUUCCAGCGAGAAGUUUCCCGCCAGACGGCACAACAUUCUCCCAAAUCUCACUGGGACAGAAGUUGUCCAAGACCAUCGAUCCCUAUGGCUAUUGGAAUAUGCAAUUUUACCAAUCGGAGCCGGCCUACGUCAAGUUUGACUACAACAUCCCGCGCGGCGCCUCAAUUGGCGUCUACGCACGGCGAAAUGCGUUGCCCACGCACACGCAGUAUCACUUCAAGGAGGUCCUGAGUGGAUUCAACGCCAGGACGACACGAGCAACACACCCUUCGGUGAGUCGGGAAGUGACGCGAUAUAUGGAGCCCGGACAUUGGUUCGUCUCGCUGUACAAUGACGACGGCGAUGAGCAGGAGAUAACCUUCUACGCCGCUGUGGCUGAGGACAUGACCCAGAACUGUCCGAAUGGAUGCUCAGGCAAUGGCCAGUGUCUCCUCGGCCACUGCCAAUGCAAUCCCGGCUUCGGCGGCGAUGACUGCAGUGACAGUGUCUGUCCAGUGCUGUGCUCGCAGCGCGGCGAGUACAUCAAUGGCGAGUGCCAGUGUAAUCCCGGCUGGAAGGGCAAGGAGUGCUCCUUGCGGCACGACGAGUGCGAGGUGCCGGACUGCAAUGGACACGGACACUGCGUGAGUGGCAAAUGCCAGUGCGUGCGCGGCUACAAGGGCAAAUUCUGCGAGGAGGUGGAUUGUCCGCAUCCCACUUGCUCUGGUCAUGGAUUCUGCGCCGACGGCACGUGCAUCUGCAAGAAGGGCUGGAAGGGCCUGGAUUGCGGCACAAUGGACAAGGACGCUCUGCAGUGCCUCCCAGACUGCUCAGCCCACGGAACCUUCAACCUGGACACCCAAGUCUGCAAUUGCGACGCCAAGUGGAGCGGAGAUGACUGUUCCAAAGAGCUCUGCGACCUGGAUUGCGGCCUGCACGGACGCUGCGUGGGCGAGACGUGCGCCUGCCACGAUGGCUGGGGCGGCGAGUACUGCAACACGAAGCUGUGCGACCCGCGGUGCAAUGAGCACGGGCAGUGCAAGAACGGCACGUGCCUCUGCGUGAGCGGUUGGAACGGCAGGCACUGCACCAUCGAGGGAUGUCCCAAUGGAUGUUCCACUCACGGCCAAUGCCGUGUCGGCACUGAGAACCAGUGGGAGUGCCGGUGCUUUGAGGGUUGGGACGGACCCGACUGUGCCGUGCCGCUCGAGCAGAUUUGCAAUGACAACAAGGACAAUGACAAAGACGGUCUCGUGGAUUGCGAAGACCCAGAGUGUUGCAUGAACCACGAUUGUCGAAGUAGUCAACUCUGCGUCUCAGCACCGAAACCAAUUGAUAUUCUGCUGAGGAAGCAGCCGCCCGCCAUCACGGCGAGCUUCUUCGAGCGCAUGAAGUUCAUCAUUGACGAAGGAAGUCUGCAGAACUAUGCUCGCCUCGAGACGUUCAACGAAAGCUUCUUUUGGAAUUAUUUCAAUGCAAGUCGGUCUGCUGUUAUCCGGGGACGAGUUGUGACCUCCCUCAAUAUGGGCCUAGUCGGUGUUCGCGUCAGCACAUCCACACCUCUCGAGGGCUUCACGUUGACCAGGGAUGACGGAUGGUUUGACCUGAUGGUGAACGGAGGCGGCGCUGUGACCCUGCAAUUCGGUCGAUCACCCUUCAGGCCUCAGACGAGGAUCGUUCAGGUUCCCUGGAAUGAGGUCGUGAUCAUCGACACGGUGAUCAUGUCGAUGCAGGAGGACAAAACCGCGACCAGCGUCACGCACACUUGCUUCUCGCAUGAUUACGACAACAUGAAGCCCGUGGUGUUGGCAACGUGGAAGCAUGGCUUCCAGGGCGCCUGUCCGGAUCGCAGUGCCAUCCUGGCGGAAUCUCAGGUUGUCCAGGAGUCACUGCAAAUCCCAGGAACCGGCCUCAAUUUGGUGUACCACAGCUCAAGAGCCUCAGGCUAUCAAUCAACGAUCAAGCUUCAACUGACACCAGACACAAUUCCCGCCACGCUGAGUUUAAUUCAUCUGAAGAUCACAAUUGAGGGGAUCUUGUUUGAGAGGGUGUUUGAAGCUGAUCCUGGCAUCAAAUUCACCUAUCCCUGGAACAGACUCAACAUCUACCGACAGAGAGUUUACGGAGUGACAACGGCUAUUGUAAAAGUGGGAUAUCAAUACUCAGACUGCAAGGAUAUUCUGUGGGAAGUGCAAACCACCAAACUGAGUGGACAUGACAUGACAAUCAGCGAAGUUGGAGGAUGGAAUCUGGAUAUCCAUCACAGAUACAACUUCCACGAAGGGAUCCUGCAGAAGGGCGACGGCAGCAACAUCUACCUCAAGCACAAGCCGAGGGUGAUCCUGACGACAAUGGGGGAUGGUCAUCAGCGUCCUCUGGACUGCACAGACUGCGAUGGCGGUGCUUUCCAUCAGCGUCUCUUGGCGCCAGUCGCUCUCGCCGCUGCCGCUGACGGAAGCCUGUUCGUGGGCGACUUCAACUACAUCCGACGCGUCCGGACGGACGGCACAGUGAAAACUGUGGUGAAGCUGAAUGCCACUAGAGUCUCCUAUCGCUAUCACAUGGCUCUGAGUCCUCUGGAUGGAUCACUUUACAUCUCAGAUCCGGAAUCUCAUCAGAUCAUCAAAGUGAAGAAUGUCGAUGACUUCUCCAGUCCAGAACACAACUGGGAACCCAUUGUGGGCUCUGGGGAAAGAUGUCUGCCCGGAGAUGAAGCCCAUUGUGGCGAUGGAGCGCUGGCCAAGGAUGCAAAGUUGGCGUAUCCGAAGGGAAUUGCAAUCUCCUCGAAUAACAUUCUAUACUUUGCUGACGGAACCAACAUCAGGAUGGUGGAUCGCGAUGGAAUUGUCACCACACUGAUAGGGAAUCACAUGCACAAGUCCCACUGGAAGCCUGUGCCGUGCGAAGGGACGCUUAAGCUUGAGGAAAUGCACUUGAGAUGGCCCACAGAGUUGGCUGUGAAUCCCCUGGACGACACACUGCACAUCAUCGACGAUCACAUGAUCCUGCGAAUGGCUCCAGACGGAAGGAUGAGAGUCAUUGCGGGCCGACCAUUGCACUGUGCCACAACCAUUGCCACCUAUGACAGUGAUCUGGCUUCCCAUGCGACUCUGGUGAUGCCUCAGAGUCUGGCCUUCGGCCCAACGGGUGAUCUCUUUGUGGCUGAGAGUGAUUCUCAACGGAUCAACAGGAUCCGUGUGAUUGGCACUGAUGGGAAGAUCGCUCCGUUCGCUGGUGCUGAAUCGAAAUGCAAUUGCUUGGAGAGAGGAUGCGAUUGCUACGAAGCUGAUCACUAUUUGGCCACAAGUGCUAAGUUUAACACCAUCUCAGCACUUGCCUGCACACCUGAUGGACACGUUCACAUCGCGGAUCAGGCCAAUUAUCGCAUCAGAUCGGUGAUAUCCAGCAUUCCGGAGACCAGUGCUUCCCGGGAGUAUGAGAUCUACUCACCGGAGACGCAGGAGAUUUACAUCUUCAAUAGAUUCGGUCAGCACAUUGCAACCAAGAACAUCUUGACAGGUGAGACGAGCUACACCUUCACCUACAACGUCAACACGUCCAAUGGGAAGCUGAGCACGGUCACUGAUGCGGCAGGGAAUAAGGUGUUCCUGCUGCGAGACUACACAAGUCAGGUGAACUCCAUUGAGAACACCAAGGGUCAAAAGUGUCGCCUCAGGAUGACCAGGAUGAAGAUGCUGCAUGAAUUGAGCACACCGGAUAACUACAAUGUGACCUUUGAAUAUCACGGCACGACAGGACUGCUGAAGACCAAGCUAGACUCCACCGGACGAUCCUACGUCUACAACUACGAUGAGUUCGGAAGACUGACGUCGGCUGUGACGCCGACGGGGAAAGUGAUCGACCUGACCUUCGAUCUGAGCGUCAAGGGAGCGACAAUCAGGGUGACGGAGAAUAGCCAGCGCGAGGUGUCAAUGCUGAUCCAGGGCUCUAGCGUUGUGACGAGGAUUGGAGAGGCAGAAACCAAGACGACGGUUCAGGUUGACGGCGGAACAACCAGUUCAACCCAGUGGGGACACUCUGUGAGCAUGGAAUCUGUGCCGUACAGCAUUCUGGCGGAGAUUGAUCCACUGCUGGGCGAGAGUUAUCCCGUGCCGGCGAAGCAGAGGACUGAGAUCGGUGGUGAUCUGGUCAAUCGCUUCGAGUGGCGCUACUUCAUCCGCCGCGUUCAGGGCAAGGGCAAGAAUCAGCGGCCAGUGGCUCAGAUUGGCAGGAAAUUGCGGGUGAAUGGAGAGAAUGUGCUGACGCUGGAGUACGACAGAGACACACAGUCAGUUGUGGCGAUGGUUGAUGAGAAGACAGAACUGCUCAAUGUCACGUACGAUCGCAGUGCCAGAGCCACGUCCUUCAAGCCACAAUCCGGGGAGUAUGCUGACGUUGAUCUGGAGUAUGAUCGCUUCGGCAGGCUGACUUCGUGGAAGUGGGGAGAUUUGCAGGAAUCGUACACUUUUGAUCGCUCUGGCAGACUCAAUGAGAUCAAGUAUGGCGAUCAGUCUUCCAUUGUGUACAGCUUCAAGGACAUGUUCAGCAGUCUUCCGCUGAAGGUCACAACACCUCGACGCUCAGACUAUCUCCUGCAGUACGAUGAUGCUGGCGCUCUGCAGUCCUUGACGACUCCGCGUGGUCACAUUCACUCAUUCUCGCUGCAGACGUCGCUUGGCUUCUUCAAGUAUCAGUACUUCUCGCCCAUCAAUCGACAUCCAUUUGAGAUUCUCUACAACGACGAGGGUCAGAUCUUGGCCAAGAUUCAUCCCCAUCAGUCCGGCAAGGUGGCGUUCGUGUACGACACGGCGGGCAGAUUGGAGACUGUCCUUGCAGGACUCUCAUCCACGCACUACACAUACCAAGAGGCGUCGAGUCUCGUGAAGAGUGUGGAUGUCAUUGAUCCAGGAUUUGAGCUCAAGAGGGACUUCAAGUAUCACGCGGGAAUUGUGAAGGAGGAGAAGAUUAAGUUCGGCUCGAAGAGUGGCUUGGCUGCGGCACACUUCAAGUAUCAGUACGAUGGCAAUGCGCGCUUGAAUGGCAUCGAGAUGGACAUUGAUGAGAAGGAUUUGCCAAUGACGAAAUUCAAGUACAGUCAGAAUUUGGGCAGUUUGGAGUCCGUGAGUGAUCUGAAGAUCACCAGAAAUGCCUUCAAUAGGACUGUGAUUCAGGACUCUGCGAAGCAAUACAUCAUGAUCACGGACUUUGACGAUCACGGACGCGUGAAGAGUGUCCUGAUCAAUGUGAAGACUGCCGAUGUGUAUCGCCUGGAGUUGGACUAUGACAAGCGCAACAGGAUCAAGACGCACAAGACGACAAUUGGCAGAGUGACGUCGUCAGACAAGGUCAGCUACAAUGCCGAUGGACAUGUGAUGGAAGUGAUUGGCACGAACAACUGGAAGUACUUGUACGAUGAGAAUGGCAACACGGUGGGCGUGCUGGAGCAGGGAGACAAGACAAAUCUCGGCUAUGACACAGGCGACAGGGUGGUUCAGGUGGGCGAUGUGGAGUUCAACAGCUACGAUGCCAGAGGAUAUGUGGUGCGCCGCGGAGAGCAGAAGUACAGAUACAACAAUCGUGGACAGCUGAUCCACGCCUUCGAGAGGGACAAGUUCCAGACUUGGUACUUCUACGACGAUCGAGCCAGACUGGUGGCGAGUCACGAUGAGAAGGGCAAUGUGACGCAGUACUUCUACGCACAUCCCACGCACGCCAUGCUCGUGACUCACGUGCACUACCCGAAGACCGGCAAGACUUAUCGCUUCCUCUAUGACGAUCGCAAUCUGCUGAUCGCCGUGGAGAAUGGCGAUGAGCGACACUACGUGGCGACGGAUCAGAAUGGUUCGCCCUUGGCGUACUUCGACACAAAUGGCAACAUCAUUGAGGAGAUCAGGAGAACACCCUUCGGCAGAAUCGUGAAGGACUCGAAUCCCAAUCUCUUCAUCCCGAUUGACUUCCACGGCGGCAUUCUGGAUCCCAACACGAGGCUGGUGUAUGUGGAGAACAGACUGUAUGAUCCCACAGUUGGACAGUGGAUGACGCCACUUUGGGAGCCUCUGGCCACAGAGAUGAGUCUGCCCACGGACGUGUUCAUCUACAGAUUCCACAACAAUGAUCCGAUCAAUCCCAAGGAGCCCAUGAGAUACAUGACAGACAUCAAGUCCUGGCUCAAGCUCUUCGGCUACGACCUGAAGACAAUCCAGGGAUCCAAGUACACCAAGGACAUUGUCCACAUCCCACAGGCCACCAUCAAAUCUCCCCUCCUGGCGCCCGAUUUCGGUGUGAUGUCCGGUCUGCAGUGCAUCGUGGAGAAGAUCGACGAGAAGUUCUCGGACUUUGGCUUCGUGCCCAAGCCACUGCUGAAGAUGGAGCUGAAGACCAGGAACUUGCUGCCACGCGUCGCCUAUCGCCGGGGAGUGUUUGGCGAGGGCGUUCUGAUCUCCAGCAUCGGCGGUCGUGCGCUGGUCAGUGUUGUCGAUGGUUCCAACAGUGUUGUGCAGGACGUCGUGUCGUCCGUGUUCAACAACAGCUUCUUCCUCGAUCUCCACUUCAGCAUCCACGAUCAGGAUGUGUUCUACUUCGUCAAGGACAACGUGCUGAAGCUGCGCGACGACAUGGAGGAGCUGAAGCGACUGGGCGGAAUGUUCAACACGACAACGCACGAGAUCAACGAUCACGGCAGCGGCACGGCGGCCAAGGAGUUGCGUCUGCACGGGCCGGACGCCGUGGUGAUCAUCAAGUAUGGUGUGGAUCCGGAGCAGGAGCGCCACAGGAUUCUGAAGCAUGCGCACAAGCGCGCUGUGGAGCGCGCGUGGGAGCUGGAGAAGCAACUGGUGGCGGCCGGCUUUCAGGGGCGCGGCGACUGGACGGAGGAGGAGAAGGAGGAGCUGAUCUCUCACGGGGAUGUGGACGGAUACAUCGGCACGGACAUCCACAGCAUUCACAAGUUCCCACAACUGGCUGACGAUCCUGGAAAUGUGUCCUUCCAGCGUGACUCGAAGCGCAAGCGCCGAAAGAGUGGAAAUCACCACGCGGCGCCAUCGAGACAGCGGCGCCACAACACGUGAGAGUAAAUCCUGAAAGAGCGCCGAAUAAGCCUGUUUUCCUGGGCAAUUGUGAUAUCCGAAGUUGAGGCAGAAGAACGUCUUCGCGCGCGCGAGAGAGAAAAGUCAAAGAGAAGCACCCCCAUAAAAGCAGAAAACACCCAGAUUUUGUGAAAGAUCAUUUCCUAAUUCAGCAUUAAAAUCAAAUUAAUUGAACUCUAGGACACCCAAAAUGUAUGUAAAGGACUAGCGUGUGUGUGUGUGUAUAAAUGUAGUAUCCUCUCAUGAUGAAGACAAACUAUCUCUAGAGAGUCAAUCUCUAUCUCUUCCCCAUUUCUUUCCCCCCAAUUUUUGAACAUCCCUCGGAGAGAUGAUAAGAAAGAUAUCAAAAGAAAAUAGUGACAUUUUGCACAAGGAAACAAAAAGGCGAAUGCGUGAAAAAUACCUUCUAACUAUAUAUUUUUUUAAAAAGAGAGUAAAAAAAAAGUCAACUCGAUAAAGGUCUAUUUCUAAAGGAAGAAAGAGAAAGAGAGAGAAGAAAGUGUUCUAUAAUCCCAGAAAUGUGGUUUCUACAUUCCCGUCGUUUUCAGUGGAUCCCCCUCCCUUUUCCAACGUCUUUUUCUAUAUAUACACAUAUAUAUAUAUACAUAUAAACCGAACCAGAAGAAUAAAGCGUAGAUAUUCCACAGGUAUUUUGCCAUAUCCCAGCAUUUUUUGUAUAGAAGAAGCUGUUAGUGAUGUAAAAUGUCAUUGAAAAGAAAAUCCACCCUGAGAAAACACUGUCAAAUGAUCCUCUCUAAAAAGUAAUACCGCAUAAGUUAGAGACUUAAACAGACACUGAGAGAUUGUUGGCUCAUCAUCUAUAAGACGAUGUUGCGCAGUGCCAUUGAACUAGUCGCGAAUGGAGGUGAAAAUAAAAAAAAAAUAGUAAAUUUAUAGACAAAAUAGAAACACAAGUUUGCUGAAAAAAAAUCAUUUAUUGUAAUCACAAAUUCUACCCAUAAACUUCACUUUCUGCCUCUGUAUUUUCUGCAUUUACUUUCUUUUCUUCCAAAUACUUCUUUUCUCGCACAAAAGAAAAUCCCCUUUUGUAAAUAAGACACAAAAUCAUCACUGAGAAACCAUAUAAAUAAAUAAGAAGAAAAAAAUAGAGCAACUUUGACCGGAAGACCUUUGAAACCACUUAAAAAACACAAGAGAAGAAAUAAGAAAAACUCCUUGGCUUCUACAGGGUAAUAAAAAUUAACGUAAAUUCUAACCUCUAAAACACAUAGAAUGAUGAUGGAAAAAUUGAAGAAUAAAAAAAUGAAAUCAAUAUGCAAGAAAAAAACAUAGUAAAAAAGAGUCACUAGAGUGUAAUAAAUAGUAUUUUAAUCACUACAUUAGAGAAGAGAAAGAGAGAGAGAGAGAGGAGUUAACGGACACUUCCGACAUGAAACAUAUUCAAGAAGAAAGGAAAUCUGAUAAAUUGUGCGUGUGUGUGUAAAUCAAAACAACCGGUGGCGCCCUCUGUUUCCCCUCCGCUGAACCUGACGAGUUGUGACGUGCAAAGCAAAUGCAUAAUACUUUGAUGAUGGCGUAAAGUGAGUGUAAAUUAGGUAAAUUAUACUGUAACUUCUCCUAUUUAGAUAAAAGAAGGAUUUAAAAAGGUGUCAUUUGUGCAUAAUUAAGUGAUAUUUUUGCAUUCUAAGGAUGAUAAAAAAAAGCCCUUUUUCUUGAUAUUGAGAAGACAAGAAGAGGAAAGAAAAAUGGCAAAAUCGCCUAAUUUUCUCUCUCUCUUGUCACUCAAUCAAUUGAUGAAACCGAGAAGUGACUUUCUCAAAAUUCGUAAUGUUGUAAAAUGUUGAUAUAAGAAUAUAAAUUGAAGAAGAUGAAAAAAAACACCUGAUAUAAAGGGAAAAGAUAUUGAAUGAGCAAUACUUUUUAUUGAUAUACAUUUAAACUCCUUUUACUCUUUUAUUUAUUAUUGAAAGAAAGAAGAAAAAAAAAACAAGAAUUGUGAAAUGAACAAAGCGUUAAGAAAUAGGCUGGAAAGCAUAGAGAAAUUUACUCUGAGACGCAAGCGUGGAAAGGAAUAAAAAGAAAUUAUGAUGACUGAAUAAUUUAAGGCGAUUAAAGAAAUAAAAACUCAAAAAAUGAACUACAAUUGCAAUCUUCCAGCCGUCUCUUAAUUGAAAUGGAUUAAAAUAAAAGAAGAAGAAGAGAGAGGAAGAAAGGUGGAAAAGAAUCUCUGUAAAAAGAUAUUUGAUAACUUAGUGGUGAAGUUUUCUCAAAUUAGUCCAGCAUCGGCAAGAGAAACAACACAAAGGACUCACUAUUGUGUACAUAUUUCUAUAACAUUCUAUAUAGACAUCCUAUAUAUGUAUAGGAAGGAAAACUUAUCCUGAUGAGCAUGACGUGUUACAUUGAGUAAUGUUUUAGCCAGACAGCAUAAGAAAGGGGAGAAACCUUACACUGUAAUUUAACCAAAACUGUAGAUAUAUUGAAAGUGUUUUUUGUCAUAAGCAAGAAGACGGAUGAAUAAAGCGAUAAGCAUGGAAAAAAAAGAGGUAUAUUAUCUGUAAUUUAUAUAAGAUAGUGGACUGUCAAGGCUAUAUGUUUCAUGAGCAGAAAAAAUAAAUAAAUAUUAGAAGCAAGAAAUGAAAAAAGAAAUGUGAAAUGUAUCUUUUUGACACGAGAAAGAGACAACCAAUAUGAAUCUUCUGUGGACACAUAGCAUAAAAAUCCUUCCCCCCAAAAUGUGAGAGGACAUAUAUAGUGUGUAAUUGAGCAGAUAAUAAUGCGAGGAGAGUUUAAGGAGUGUGACGAGGAAAUCAGUAAUACUGGCAGAGGAAGAUUAUUCAAGUGAAUUCUAUAGAGGACAAUUUUCAUUGCCGUGGAUUAAAUGAGAGAUGAAUGACAACUUGAAAUAUGUAAAUACAAUAUAAUAUGAUAUACUUAUGAAUAAAAACAAUAUUAUUUAAAAAAA